Messenger RNA from Xenopus laevis (African clawed frog), 1535 nucleotides. Its product is annotated as monoacylglycerol lipase abhd6-A-like. The coding region runs from base 92 to 661 and encodes 189 amino acids. NCBI's taxonomy places the organism in Eukaryota, Metazoa, Chordata, Amphibia, Anura, Pipidae. The record is from RefSeq and is a predicted model, not a curated record. The transcript is spliced from 6 exons.
AGGCCCAUGUGCUUUGGAAGAAGAAGUCGGGGACCAGUUUGUGGAAAGCAUCGGACUGAACAAGAGGCCUUUCCAUUUGGUCGGCACCUGGAUGGGGGGGAAUGUGGCAGGUGUUUAUGCCGCCCAGCACCCAACUGAUAUCAGCAGCCUCACCCUCAUCUGUCCUGCAGGUUUGAUGUAUCCAACCGAGAGUAAGUUCCUAAAACACCUGAAGGGCCUGGAAAAAUCUGGCGACGACCAGAGGAUCCUGCUCAUCCCGUCCACAGCCGGAGAAAUGGAGGACAUGCUGAGACUCUGCUCUUGUGUUCGCUUCAAGAUCCCCCAGCAGGUCCUGCAGGGGCUCGUUGACGUGCGCAUUCCCCAUAAUGAAUUUUACAGACAAUUGUUUAUGGCUCUUGUCAAUGAGAAGUCGAGACACAGUUUGCAGGAAAACAUGAACAAAAUUGUGGCUCCCACUCAGAUAAUCUGGGGCAAACAAGACCAGGUUCUGGAUGUAUCUGGGGCUGAGGUUUUGGCCGGUUCUAUCCGCGGGUGCCAAGUAGAGAUUCUGGAGAACUGCGGCCACUCAGUAGUGAUGGAAAGGCCCAGGAAAAGCGCCAAACUCAUGACGGACUUCUUGUCUUCAAUUCAGAGCACAGAGAACAACAAGAAACACGAAUAAUAUUUCUGGUCCUUCUCUCCCGUCGCGUUGAGUCUCUCAGGGAUCCGGCAGAACCACUAGGAAUAGAAUGUAGUUCCUGGGCCGAGACCCAACAAUGACUUUGUUCUGUGCCGCAGAUAAGGGCGACCAAUGGCACAAGCCUCUGGGACUGGGGAUGAAGAUACGGACGUCGGCCCAAUAAUUCUGUAUCUCGUUAUUUCUCAGUAGGACCCUGUGUCUGGUCCAAACCAUGAAAACCCGAAUUAUGGCCCAUAAAACCCAUUAUAGUCUGCCAUGUCUUUAGGCUCUCAGCCUGCUGCAUGUAGUUCAACAAGAACUGGCAUUUUGGUCCUUUUAGAAAUUCUUAUUUUUCAUUUGGGCUUAGAUACCGCGCUAAAGGGAAUGUUGGCGCUAUAUCAAUGAUAGUAAGAUGAUAACUGGCAGUUACAGGUGAAAUAGAGUGAAAAGGUUGAACUUGAUGGACGUGUGACUACAAUACUGUGUGUAACUUCAGGGAAAUGGCCCCCAGCAGCCAAUAAUAAUGUAACCAGUUAAAUCAGAGAGCACAGAUAGUGGCACACAUAGUGUUAAUAAUUGGGCUGAUUGUAUGAAACUGACAUUUGGGAAGGUCACAAGUCCCCCCCCCUCCCCUGUGUCCCAUGGACUGACCCAAUCACUGGAGGGUUUGAUGGGUUAAUGUGAGGAAUGUUCUGGCGCCACUAAUUAACCCUAACGAGUAACACUAAUGAAAGUACUGUAACUGUAUUUUGUAUAGAGAUCACAAAAUGCACAAAAAUACUGUGACAAUGAUCUGGGUGAGACUUGACAUUCUGGCUCCAUGAUGCACAGCCGCAUGCAGAGCAUUUCUACUUCUGAUAAUAAAUUAUAAUAACAA